Lactuca sativa (garden lettuce) is the source of this 753-nucleotide messenger RNA. Lineage: Eukaryota; Viridiplantae; Streptophyta; Magnoliopsida; Asterales; Asteraceae. The record is from RefSeq and is a predicted model, not a curated record.
AUGAGUGUAGGGUUUGCUUGUGAGGCAGUGGAGAAUGGUAUUUCAGAGUGUUUCAACUCCAUAAUUGUAGAAGCUAGGAAAAAACCUUUGAUUACAAUGCUUGAAGAGAUAAGCAUAUACAUAAUGGACAUGUUUUCCUUUAUGAAUGAUGAAUGUAGUAAAUGGAAAGGUAAUAUAUGUCCAGAGGUGAUUAAGAAGAUAAAUCUUUUUGGAAAGAACUUUAGGCUUUGGUUAGUAGUGCAUAGCUUAGGAAAUGUAUUUGAAGUGAGAACAAUAUGUGCUAGUUACAAGGUAGAUUUGGAUGGUAGGGUUUGUUCCUGCAGAUUAUGGGAUUUUUCUGGAAUUCCUUGUCUCCAUGCCACAACAGCCAUUAAUUAUAUCCAUCAAACUCCAGAUGGAUAUAUUAGUGACUACUUUUCAGUGAAUAAAUUUAGGGAAUGCUACUCUACAAACAUCAGUCUUGUGAAUGGGAGUAAUAUGUGGCCUCUAACUAGAUACAACAAGCCUUUGGCACUUGUUGGUAGGCCCAGAACCAAAAGAAGGAGGCAUGCAAGUGAGAAAGAGAGUUGCAAGAAUGAAAAAAAAAAGGUACCAAUUCCUAUGCCACCAAAGAAUAUUGGGAGGCCUAGGAAACAUGAUGUAGCUGGAUCCAUUCCACAUGUUUCUAUACCCACUCAGUCUAGUCAACAGGGCAGUCAACCACCUGUGACAUCAACUGUAACCACUCAACUUAGUCAACAAGCAAGUCAAUAG